Dryobates pubescens (Downy woodpecker) is the source of this 365-nucleotide messenger RNA. RefSeq names its product gamma-aminobutyric acid type B receptor subunit 1-like. Bases 66 to 365 code for a protein of 99 amino acids. The record is from RefSeq and is a predicted model, not a curated record. NCBI's taxonomy places the organism in Eukaryota, Metazoa, Chordata, Aves, Piciformes, Picidae. The transcript is spliced from 4 exons.
CUAUUUUGACUCCCCCCCCCCCCCCCUUUUGACUCCCUCCCCACCCCGGACAAGCCCAGGCCAAGAUGCUGCCUCUGCUGCUGCCCCUCCUGGCUCUGAGCGCAGCCCCCGGCAGCUCCAGCUCCAUCCACACCAACCUGACCGAAGGCUGCCAGGUGCUGCACCCGCCCCGGGAUGGAGGCAUCCGGUACCGGGGGCUGACCCCCGAGGAGGUGCGCAGCGUGCGGCUGCUGCCCUUCGACUACGAGAUUGAGUUCGUCUGCAGGCCGGGCCGGGAGCCGCUGGGGCCCAAGGUGCGCAAGUGCCAGCGCGACGGCACCUGGACGGCCAUGGCACAGCCCAGCCGCUGCCGUGACUGCACCUGA